GCGGAGCGGGCGGCCGCCUACGCCCGCAACCUGUCGAGCUGCCUGGGCGACCUCGCGCGGCUCCACGCGGAGUUGGGGCUGCUGUCCUCGGAGCUCCGCCAGGUCCGCUCGCAGCAUGCUCAGCAGGGCGCGGACGCGGGGUCCUUCUACGCGCACACCCUCGGGCUCGUCGUGACGGGCAUCGUUACCCAGAUCGUGGGCGCGUGCGGGGAUACAGUUGGAGUCGCUCGAGUCGACAUGGCGCUGAUGCCGCGCCUGCAGCCGUACAGGGCCGAGGGGACCGCCGCCGAGGCGGCGGAGUUCUUCAAUGAGCUGUUGCCAGGCCGCGUCGUCACCUUCCACUAUGGCGAGGACCGCGGCAUCUGGCACGAACGCGUGCUGAUCUGGCCCGCCGACUCGCAGCGGCCCGCGACGCGGUGGACAAUCGCCACGCCCGACGGCGACGUGUACGACGAGGAGAGAGCCAGCGGCGCGGACGGCGACGGCCCCGACCAGGCAUCACUGACCUUCGGGGCCACGCCCGCUCGCCAGCGGCCCGCGGGCCGCGUCUACCGCUUCCGUGCCUAUCCCUCGGAGGCGGAGCUGCUGGACAUGGUGCGGGUCGCUCGGUGUGAGAUGCGUGCCUCUGGCGUGGACGUCGCCGAGCCUGCGACGUACGUGCGGAACGGCGACGUGCUGGGGGGCUUCACCACGGUCAGUUUCGGGGACGUUCUUGGCUUCUAUCGGCGGAUGGCGCGGAAGGCACCCGCGCUCGCGCCGGCGGCGGGAGGCCCCCCGUCUUCGGCGGCCCCUCCUCUGCCGGCGUCCGUCGCGGCGCCACCUGGACUCGGGAAUGACGCCGACGACGAGCCCGCGGGCAUCGGGGGGCCCCGUGCCCCGCCGCCUGGGGCUGCUGGCGCCCGCGUGCUGGUCAGCGCGGAGGCGCCGCCUCCUGGCGUGACCUGGGUCGCUGGCAAGUCGGCGGGGACCGAGAUCAAGCGCGGUGACGAGAUCCUCCCGACCGCGGGCGACGUCGUCUGGGGCGAGAGCGGGCUCCACGGGCUGCCUUCUGGGUUCAUCGUGCCCAUGGGAACCGUGAGGGACGGCGCUACCUCGACUUCCGCGAGUCGGUGGCGUCUAUGCGACAAGAGGUGCUGGACGAUUGGAGAGCGGAGCUACAAGUGGCUCUGUGAGUACAUCGUCGAGCACGGCGGCGCGGCUGACGGCCGCCAGACCAAGUGGAUGAGCGAGAGCGGGUGCGCGAAGGACUCGGCGGCGGCGCACUUCCACGACCUCCUCGGGCUCGCGAUCGAGUUCGCGCAGACCUACGACCAGGUCGAUGGCUCGGACCUGGCUUGCAUGGGGGUGGUGGCCAGGACCUACCAGCUCGCGGAGGAGACCAUGGGCAGCAUGAAGAUCUGCGCGACCGAGCAGCUGGCCAGGGAUGCCGAGAUCCAGAAGCAGAGGGGGAAGGCACGCGGGGAGAAGAGCGCCGCCUCUGGCAAGAAGGGGCAGGGGUGA
Prorocentrum cordatum is the source of this 1500-nucleotide messenger RNA. NCBI's taxonomy places the organism in Eukaryota, Dinophyceae, Prorocentrales, Prorocentraceae. The record is from the annotation of a GenBank genome assembly.